CAGAAGCGUUAGUAGGUGAAACAUCACGAUAGAAUCUGUUACUGUGUUUACAUCAUUACAAAUUAGAUGCUCCAGAAUUUUGUAUUUUAGUUUCAAAAAUGUGUGCAAAUCUUCAGGUGGUGUUUCACUAUGCGUGCAUCAGAACUCAAAUGUAUGUUUAUCCCAAGGGAUCAGAAUAAGAAUUUUUAUUACAAUAAGAGACAACGACGGAACUAGGUGUCUUUUGUCCCCUCUUGAAACAACAUAACCUAGUGAAAACUAUGGCGAUGCAACUUUGUAGCAGCAUAUGCGGCCUUAGGAAUUCUCAGCGGAAGGAGGAGGGCCAUCUAUCGACAAGAGGUAACUUUUGUGUGGGUUCAUGCACGAUUUAACCAGUAGUGCCAUUUCUAGGGAAUUCUCCCUAGUUCUAGGGAGAAUUUACGAUGUUUUCUAGUUCUAGGGACUUUUAGAGAAAUAGGGAAAUUCUAGGGAUUUUCUACCGUUUCAAAAAAAAGAUUAAUGAAUAACUAAAUUCCAAUCUAUAUUGAAAAAACAUAAACGGACCCUGUUAACAUAAUUAUUAAAUAAAACAGUAUACAGCUUUGCUAAUUACAAGGUUGGUUGCACUGUACAUCUUCUGUGUGAAUCACCGAUAAGUUCUCCGCCACCUGCCGCCACCGACGACUGUAUUACGCAUACCCAGUACAAUAUUAAAGUGUGACGCGACGUUUUUGAGUGCGUUUAAUGUGAAUAUUAGGACGGUCCAAUUAGAAAAGAAUCUUUGUUCAAAGUUUUUAAGUUUAGUUUUGUGAUGAUGGAGUCCGAUACAACAGAAAAUUCUGAUCAAAUGGAUCAACCCUCUACGAAAACAAAAAAAGAAACAAAAUAGGAAGUGAAUCAUUAAAUGUUUUACAAGAUUUUCGUCUGAUAAUUGCUGCCAGUCAUUUAAAGUAACUAGUGAGCAUCUUAAACUAAUGAGCCAAAAAAAUGUGUACUCAAAAGAUUAGUGGCAAGUAAUGUAUUAUUUCAAGUUAGAUAAUUAAGAAAAUUCCGUUUUUUAAUCUAAUAAAGUUUUAUUUUUAAAUGUAAUUUUUAAUAUAUUUUUUUAAACCAUAUUAUGAAUUCAAUAUGUAAUACAGAAAAA
This is a messenger RNA of Acanthoscelides obtectus, 1123 nucleotides long. The record is from the annotation of a GenBank genome assembly. Lineage: Eukaryota; Metazoa; Arthropoda; Insecta; Coleoptera; Chrysomelidae.